UAUAUUCACUCGCCAGCGACAUGCAGCCACCAGAGUUUUCCUCAUCUACUUCUCAUGCUUGCUAAAAGUAUUCCGAAAAUUGUUGCCCUCGAGGGGGAUACGGCACGGAAGAUACAGUCAGCUGCCGAGAUCCCUUCUCUACUGAGCACUGUCCAGGAGCUGGUUUCCAAUGCGCUGGAUGCAUCUGCAACGAGGAUCUCUGUUUCACUGACUGGUGGUGGGCUCAGCAGCAUCACAGUGGUCGACAAUGGCCAUGGAAUUAUCCAGGAGAGCUUUGCUUUGCUAGCUAGACAUGGCUGUACUUCCAAAUCGCCAAUAUCGCGUGCCCGCGGUAACUCAUUGGCUUCUAUAUGCGCCGUGUCGAGGCAGAUCAAGAUCCGCACCAGGACUGCUAACGACGACGUGGCAACAAUGCUAUCGUUUGAUGCUCGCGGGGUCCAUUCGGACCAGCGUGCAGUUGCGGGCAAUGUUGGUACGACAGUCACUGUUUUGCAGCCGCUUAGCGUUGUCCCAGUCCGCUACAAGUUUGCAAAGUCGCAAUUGUCAGGGAUCGGGCGGGAUAUUUACGACUGGCUGGUUCGCUGCUACAUGGCCAACCACUACACAGCAAUAAGCUUAUCUUCUGGCGUGGCUAGUGGUAAUGGUGCUCGGUUGAUGCUCAGCGCUGCACAGGAUUUGAGGGAGGCCACGGAGAUGUACUUAGGUAGCGGAUCCCGCGAUAGUCUCAUUUCAUUCGAGCACCAGUGGACUGAUGGUGAGCUGAAGGGCGCGUCGGUUGCCGGUGUAUUUGCAAGGGAAGGAGCGAUGAUCAUGGCAAAGCGUCUCCCGUCGCUCUCUGUAUCUGUCAACAGAACGCCAUGUGGCAUAAGCCUGCUCCCAAACAUUCGAACAACUCUAAGUAGCAUGGGUAUGGAUAGUGGUGCUGUAUCUGCAAAGAAGCUGUUUGUUGGCAUUCUGUCCUUUAGCUUCCCUGUGCGAGUUCUCGACAGUAGCUCACGCGCGCCCCUGCUAGCCAGCCAAGCCAUUGCUGAGGAUAUUGAGGCCGAGAUUUCUGCACUCAUCGAAGUAGCUACCAAGGACAAGAAAGUCAUACUCGUCAAACAAGCAGCCAAACCUCAAAGCAAAGCCCCCGCACUGAGGAGAACAAACUCCCAGACCACGGCGCCAGCGAAGAGCAGACAGGUUGGCAGAAUGUCCAAGAGUGUGUCGGUACCGCAGCUGCACAGCUUCAGGCACACGCCAACCUACCCUCUAGGCCUGCAGGUCCCGAGCAAUGGGCCAGACUCAUUCCGUAUUCCCAAGGCAUUCUGGAGUCUGAGCUCGCCAAUAAUCGAUGCUGCUGUCAGCAGUAAUGCUCCUGCUCGAGUCAUUUGCUGGCUCAUGGCUGAUGGCCGCAUUGCUGGCGCAGGAACGCUCCGGCAGCAAGUUUUUGAUGCAGAAAACAGGGCGCACAUGUGCUUGCUCGAGGUCGGCGGCACGCUCAUGGCGCUUGAUGUCAAUGCGCUGCCGCUGAAGACAUUGCCCAGCCCCAGCUCGCUGGCCGUUCACAUCUCACAAGAGCUCCGGCCAUAUCUCUGCAUGGCCCAGAUCACACAUUAAUCCGAUCGACGAAUCAGCUCUCGCUUUA
Molecule: messenger RNA, 1627 nt
Organism: Linderina pennispora
Lineage: Eukaryota; Fungi; Kickxellomycota; Kickxellomycetes; Kickxellales; Kickxellaceae
Exons: 1
Coding region: 55-1599 (514 amino acids)
Biological process (GO): mismatch repair
Cellular component (GO): MutLalpha complex
Molecular function (GO): ATP hydrolysis activity; ATP-dependent DNA damage sensor activity
Source: RefSeq, a predicted model, not a curated record